Oncorhynchus gorbuscha (pink salmon) is the source of this 1875-nucleotide messenger RNA. RefSeq names its product retinol dehydrogenase 12-like. The record is from RefSeq and is a predicted model, not a curated record. Lineage: Eukaryota; Metazoa; Chordata; Actinopteri; Salmoniformes; Salmonidae. The transcript is spliced from 5 exons. The coding region runs from base 52 to 1035 and encodes 327 amino acids.
UUGCCUAGCGCAACAUCUCCAUCAAUUCCUAUGACGCUGUAGUUCAUACUUAUGUACAGUCAGAAAAGGUACUGUAUGAAGAUGUUCACACUGCUUCUUGUCAGCGCUGGACUCAUCGCACUUUAUGUACUUCGUAAUUGGUAUCUCAAACGACCAAGAUGCAAAAGCAAUGCCAAGUUGCAUGGGAAAACUGUAAUCGUCACUGGAUCUAACACAGGCAUUGGGAAAACAACAGCAAUAGAUCUGUCCAGAAGAGGUGCGAGGGUUAUAAUGGCCUGCCGAGAUAAGCAGAGGGCAGAAGCUGCCAUCAGUGACAUCAAGAAGGAGACUGGGAACAAUGAGGUUGUGUUCAUGGAGCUGGACCUUGGAAGCCUACAGUCUGUGCGAUCUUUUGCUGAGACCUUCCUGAAGUCUGAAUUUAGACUCUAUAUUCUUGUCAACAACGCUGGGCUUAUGGAAGGUUGCAAGACAAAGAAUGGUGUGGGAAUGAUCUUUGGCGUUAAUCACCUCGGCCACUUCCUGUUAACUGUGCUGCUGCUGGACCGUCUGAAGGAAUGCGGUCCGAGUCGAGUGGUGACUGUCGCCUCCAAAGCUCAUGAGUAUGGCAAAAUGUAUUUUAACUGCCUGAGUACCCACAAAGACCUGGCUGUUGGAGAAUCUGACUGGGCUUUGUGUAAGAAGUAUAGUCAUGGCAAGCUGUGUAAUAUGCUCAUCACACACGAGCUUGCCAAAAGACUGGAGGGAACAAAUGUCACCUGCUACAGCUUGUGUCCAGGAGCAGUCAAGACUGAAAUAGGCCGGUAUUCAAGCUCCUUGUGGUGUAUGAUGUCGGCACCUAUCCUUUCGCUCUUCUAUAUGGACGCAGAAUCUCGGGCCCAGACUACACUCUACUGUGCCCUCCAGGAGGGUAUAGAGCCUCUGAGUGGAUGCUACUUCUCCUGCUGUGCAGUACAGAAGGUGAAUGCCGACGCCAAAGAUGACGCUGUGGCCAGAAAAUUGUGGGAAGUCAGUGCGAUACUUUGUGGCAUGUCUUAAUGCAAACAGAGACCCUGUUUUUCACUGUAUUUAUCAGGGCCAAAACCCUGGUGGGACAAUCCUGAAAAUAUGUUGCUUUUCCUGAUCAUUCUUAACAGAGAUGUAUUCAAGUCCAAUUGAAUGCUGGAAAUCUGUUCCAUUCCGUUACUCUUAAGUGUGACAGUGGGUGAAAAGUCAAAGUUAUACUGAAAAGAUUAAAUUGAUUGAUUGAAUAUUGAAUAAUAAAAAAAGCUAGGCAUAUCCUCUCCCCUUGUGUCAAGACUGCUACUUAACUAUUCCAGAAAAACCCUAGGCCUAGGUGCUAUGUCUCUGGGGAAGUGUCUCUCUCCCACCACAUCAUUUUUUGCUAAUGCAUGUAGACUCCAGACUGAGGAGAAAUAAGGAGAAAUCCACACAAUGCGUCUCUAACCACCUCCUGGUUAAGAAUGGCUACAUUGACACAGGGAGCCCAAUUAUUAUUUUUUUCUGACUAAUUUGCCUUUUGAUCAAUCACAUCAGAUCUGAAAGGAUCUGAUGCGAAAAUAUCUGAUGUGAUUGGUCAAAAGACUAAUUUUAGUGGUGGAAAAAGUACUCAACUGUCAUACUUGAGUAAAACUAAAGAUUCCUUUAUAAAAAAUGACUCAAGUGAAAGUCAACCAGUAAAAUACUACUUUAGUAAAAGUCUUUGUAUUUGGUUUUUAAGUAUACUUAAGUAUCAAGAGUAAAAGUAUAAAUAAUAACUAUAAAAAUCCUAAAUUUUUCAUUUACGGAUAGCCAGAGGCACACUCCAACACUCAAGACAUAAUUUACAAACGAAGCAGAUGCUUUGUGAGUCUGCCAGAUCAGAGGGUGUAGAGAUGA